This is a messenger RNA of Austrofundulus limnaeus, 6500 nucleotides long. RefSeq names its product lamin B2 (gene lmnb2). The record is from RefSeq and is a predicted model, not a curated record. Gene Ontology annotation, molecular function: structural constituent of cytoskeleton. Gene Ontology annotation, cellular component: nuclear lamina; nuclear envelope. Gene Ontology annotation, biological process: protein localization to nuclear envelope; nuclear pore localization; nuclear migration. Lineage: Eukaryota; Metazoa; Chordata; Actinopteri; Cyprinodontiformes; Rivulidae.
AAAGUGGUCUGCAGUUUUGGCGCGGUUGUCAGCCAUCUUGGACCCGCUACACACCGCGAGCCUCCUCUGCUCAGACUUCAUUGAUUGUUUUUUGUUGUUGCUUUCAUUAGGGUAAAACCUGCUUUGCAUCCCAGCGUAAACAAACAAUUAGUUGUUUGUUUUUCUCUCUCACUGAAGAUAACUUACGAUUAUUUACGGAAUCGUUAUGGCGACCGCUAACGUUACUCCAAGCCGAGAAUCUGGCCGGACAGCGGCCUCUACCCCGCUGUCCCCGACUCGGAUAUCUCGCCUGCAGGAAAAACAAGACCUGCAGCAUCUGAACGACAGGCUGGCCGUGUACAUAGACCGGGUCCGGUCUUUGGAGCUGGAGAACGACCGACUGAUGGUCAAAGUGUCUGAGAAGGAGGAGGUGACCACUAGAGAGGUGAGUGGUCUGAAAGCUCUCUAUGAGGCAGAAUUAGCUGAUGCCCGACGGGUUUUGGAUGAAACUGCUAGAGACCGAGCCAAGCUUCAGAUUGAACUCGGGAAGGCUCAAUCUGACCUGGAGGAAGCUACUCGCAGUGCCAAGAAGAAGGACAGCGACCUCGCUGCAGCUCUGUCCAGGGUCAGCGGUUUGGAGGCUCAGCUGAAUAAGAACGAAGCUUCUCUUUCUACAGCUCUGAGUCAGAACGCUGCGCUGACUUCAGAGCUCGCUGACAUCAAGAGCCAGCUGGCCAAGGAGAUGCGUGAGUCUCGGCACCGACAGGAGCAAAGAAUCGUGGAGGUUGACUCUGGAGUCAGGCAGGACUACGAGUUCAAACUGGCUCAAGCUUUACAGGAUUUGAGGAAGCAACAUGAUGAACAAGUCUCUAUUUAUAAGGAUGAACUGGAGAGCACAUUUAAGGCCAAGUUGGAUAAUGCCAAGGUGUCCUCUGAGAUGAAUGACAAAGCUAUGAACUCAGCCAGAGAGGAGGUGCAGGAGUCCCGCAUGAGAAUUGAGAGCCUUGGUUAUCAGAUGAGUGCCCUGCAGAAACAGCUGACUGCCUCAGAAGAUCGGAUCAAAGAGCUGGAGGACGCCUUGUCAGCAGAGCGAGACAUGCACCGCCGUGCCAUCGAAGGAAAAGAACAAGAAAUGGCCGAGCUGAGAGACAGAAUGAAUGCUCAGCUCAGUGAGUACCAGGAGCUGCUAGAUGUUAAACUGGCUCUGGACAUGGAAAUCAACGCAUACAGAAAGCUGCUGGAGGGAGAGGAACACAGGACCAACCUUUGGGCAACUGGAGAAUAAAGAGGCAGGUUGAUGAUGAGGAGGAGAUCAUCUACAAGUUCUCCCCAAAGUUUGUCCUGAAGUCUGGGCGGACCGUCACGGUGUGGUCUGCUGAUGCUGGAGUUGCCCACAGUCCACCCACUGAUCUGCUGUGGAAGAGCCAGGCUAACUGGGGCACAGGAAUUGUCAUUGUGACCUCUCUGAUUAAUGCUGACGGAGAGGAGGUGGCCCGGAGGACUGUCACCAAGACUCAGGUGGAGGUUGAAAAUGGUGAUGGGGAGGAAGAUGAAGUGGUGCAGACGGGCAAAGUGUCUUCAAGAGAGUGUGCCGUCAUGUGAAGCCUUCAGCUUCCUGAUUUUUAUUUGACUUAUUCUUAUGUAUUAUUUGACUAUUUUUAUUGAGAGCCAUUCCAUUAUUACCUGUGCUCAGUAAGUGUUUUUAUCAUUUCAGACUUUACUAGUACAUUGAAUUGGGCUUUUAGUUUGUUAUUAUUUUAAAGAAUAUUCAGCAGAAGCAGUAUCAGUAAACAGGACUGUUGGUGGAUCCACAAACUGAACCUGUUCAGUUUAUUCCAAACACUCCCACUCUUCUUUUAGUUUUAGUCAGUUAUUCAAUUUAUCUGCUGUAGGUUUUAUAUUUAGUAACACAUUUUGUUGAAGAAGAAAAAAAAGCCAAAUUAAAUGUUGGGAAAAGUACAUUUUCUUUGCAAUUAUGUUAAGUUUCCAAUGAAAUCAGUUUGUAGUGAUGUGUUGGUUAGAGGCUCAGAUUAAAGGACAGAUUAAAGACCCUCUGUCAGGCUCCUGGACUUAACGGGGUUUUCCACUAAAGAGAUUUCAGUGCCAGACCAGGUCUGGAGCUGGUUCCUAACUGGUUCUAAUAAUCUGCUAGAGCCGGAGUUAAUCUGACUUCCUGUUCAUGUUAAAGUGUUUUCUAUUAAAUUAAAGAAAACAGCAAUUCACAAGUUUUAUUGGUUGUUUGUCUCCAUGAGUCCGUCUUUCUGACAAAACCAUUUUUUUUUUUUCUUUUGCUCUGGUCCAGCAUAGUUUGUGUAGGUUCUGGUUUUUCAGUACCAGAACCAGAACACACAGUCGUGGGAACACAGAGCUCCAGUUCAGCACUGGAACCUGUUUGGUGGGAAAAACCUCAUAGUUUGAGCCUCAUGUACACAAAAAAAAAAGUAGCGUAUUAACUUUGUGCAAAAGUAUCAACAAUGAAAGGACUGUGGAACAGCUCAGUCCCACACACAUAUACGUUUCUACAGGUUUUCUUCUGUUGGCAACACCAGGUGCAUUCUGGGAAACUGUUGCGGAUGUGAAUUAAUAUUAAACACACCUCUGCUUUGUUAGGUUGAGCUGAAAGUCAGAUUUUUGGUGUCAGAGCGAGCGUGGCCAUGUCAGCAUGCAAACAGUUUAAGAAGCUGGGCUCCUUCAUAUUAUCCCACGUAGAAAAAUCUAACUUUAAAAUCAUUUAUAGGUCUGUUUGGUGUGAAAAUAUUCAAAUAAAUGUUGAAUCUGCAAAUCAGAACAAAUAAUAGUUCUGUCAUCACGUUAAGGCAGCCAGUGUCCCGCUUUAGGUGUUUAAAUGUUCAUUUUAGUCGUCAAAUUUAACCACAAACAAAUAAAUUACUCAACGAUUUGUUUUUAUCUUCUCAUACAAUCUAUUACAUAUAAACUAAGCUGUUUUAAGUUAUGUUUCUCUCCUCACAUAGUUUGCGCUGAACAUUAGGUUUGUAAACUUGAAUCCUUUGUCACGGUGCGCCACAGAGAAGCUGCCGUUUGAAACACGACUCCAUCAAUCAUCGAGUUGAUGAAGUAGAAAUGGGCUGUGUUUUCAUUCUUCAUUAAACUUUCAGAGACGUCCAUCACACAGUUCAUCAGAUAAAUUCUCUGAACAUCAGAAUAUUUGAUAAAUCAACCUCUGAGUCUCUGUUUACAGCAGUUAUGUCAUAAUGACGCACCUCUGGCUCGCUUCAUUCACUCACUAUUAGAGUGUGGAGUUUGUGUUUGAUACUGGAUGAGAGGCGACAGACAGCUGCAGGUGUGAAGCAGCUCUGACAAGCUUCACACACACACACACACUCACACACACACACACACACACUCACUCUUUUGGCUCAGGGCUAAUGCUAAAGGACAUUAAUACACGCUCCACUACCUUAUUUAGGAGCGUAUCUAACAUUUCACAAAAUUCUUCUUUUCUCUGCUUGUAGACAUGAUUUUAAUUGCGCAGAGAGGAAAAUCACACACAGAGCUAUUUGUGUUUUUAAAUGGAGGCGCGUCGUCGUCGCUCUGCUCCACGUUGAAUCAUGAAGCUCAAAGGAAGUGUGCUCGGAUUCAUGCAUACGCCUGGUUUAAUACAGCUGAAUGUUUUGUUUGUAUCUCAUUUUCUUGAUUUAAUCACAUCUUUGUGUGUGAGGCUCUAAUUGUCACUGAGAAAAGCCUCAAAUCCUCAUGUUUUGUUUUUUUAUUAUAAUUAACUUCAAUACACUAAACAGGACAUCUUAAAUCAAGAUGAAGUUGGGAGUUUUAGUGUCUGGAGACAUUAGUUUAGUCAUUUUAAAGAUGUGUAUCGGUUGUUUUUGGUUUUAAAUAUAGGAUUUUGCUUUUUAAACGGAAUAGAACCGGUUCUUUUGAAUGUUGAGUUAGUAAUGAUGAGUUGUGUGAAAAAGCUUUAGAAGAUUGUCAACUGAUGCAUUCGGUCCUAAAACGUUUUGCGAUCAGAUGUCGGCUAUUAGGCAUAUACAUACACACACACACACGUUUCUCUAUACUUGCGUGGACUUUGCAUUGACUUCCAUUAAUUUCAACAGCCUGACCCCCUUACCCUAAACCGAACUCACAAAUAGUGUUGUUCCACUGUGUGGACCAGACAGAUGUCCACAGAAUGACAAAAUGUCCUCAUAAGCAUAGUGUAAUGUUAAAAUAUUUUUGCAGAGAGAUCACAGUAAACAGUAAAAGAUAAUUUAUAGUUCAGACAUCAGAACUGUGAUAUUUUGACGUGAACAUGAUUUAGAGUUAUUUAAUUCCCAUUUCUGGAUGAGUUACCUCUUAAGCUUAUUUACUUUUACCCUCUGCUCGGUUUAAUUAGGUAAAAAAUGCAACGCAACACUUAUUCUGUGACUGACAUGAGGUUAUAGCUGACAGUAAACCUCAAAACAGCUCUAAAAGUAAACAAACUCUAAACUGGAGGUAAACUCACCCAUACAGUGUCCUAUAAUUUACUUUAAUCCCAACAAAACAAAUAAAAAUAAUUCAAGUUUAUUGAGAAAUAACAAAAAGCUGUAUUUUUUUAAAUGUUCCUUAAGAUCACAGUUUAGUUAUUGGUGAAAUGACAGCUGAGCCAACUUUUUUUGUAUUAUUAUUAUUAUUUCUCUUGGGGCAUUUACUCUGCUUCCUGUGUGGGAUCGGUGGCUGGAUUAGGAUUAGACUGCCAAACAUGCGAUAUAAGGGGACCAGACCACCUCUGAAGGUGGUGUAAGUGAAAACACUGAGCCUCUAUUUGCUGUCAGAGCAAACAAAAAGCUGAAGACACAAGUUAGUGACAAAUGUAAACAGGGUCUUCAAUAAAUAAAAUUAAUCUGGAUUUAAACCCUCUAAGAUACAGGGAGGGUGUUACCCCCCACAGAGGCUGACUCUUUAGUCCACAGAUCUUUUUUUACUGACAGCACUUACACUAAAAAAAAACUAAAUGAUUGAUUUUGAAAGAACAGUGGAGGAGUAGGUUGUUUUAUAUAUUUGUUUGUUUAUUUUCCUCAGUGUGGAGGAUCCUCUGAGUUUAUUCCAGAUGCUCUCACCCCUUAUUUCAGCCUUUUGUAGCUUUUUGUCGGACCUCGGUCAUCACUGAGUUUGUAGUCGUAGGUUAGUGUGGAGAUGUGGAGGUUUUGGUUCAGUCUGUACCUCAUUAGACUGUCUGAGGACAGAAUAACAGGAGUCUCAAAAUACAUCUAAAAACAUUUAGUUUCUUCAUUUGCUCAGGAUUGUCUCAGAGGUUGGCAGAUGAGUUGCUUCUGGUGGUUCAGGCAUCUGUUUAAGAUGUAAGUUUGGGUUUGACUGUCUUUAUUUCUACAGUCCAGUAGAUGAAAUCAUGGAUGUAGGGCAGAAGAUGUGUGAGACCUACAGUACAGAUUUACAACAAUAGGCUGAGCUGAUGCCUGGCUCAGUGGUUUGUGGUAAACACUCAGAAUUCAGUGGAACUACAGCAGUUUGCCGUCUUUUUCUCCUCACAUUUUUUGACCAACUAGUCUAAACUAGUCUAGGUCCAGUGACUGCAUCACUGCAAAGGCUCCAACCAAAACCCACGUGGUCCAUGUCCUAGAAAGCUGUAAUUGCAUCAGUUUAAUCUAGUUUGCAGUUGGACCUCACUGGACUGCAGUCAGACUCAGUUCUGCAGCUGCCCCAGGUGGUCUCUCUUUUGGUAUCCUGAAUUUACACAUUAGAGCCGCCUAGAAGGAAAAACUGAGGGUUUGUUUUGCUUUUAUUUUAUUAUUAUUUUUUUUUUUGUUUCAGAGUUUUGAGAUUCAAGUCCAAAUGUCUUGAGUAAAGUUAUAAAUCAUUGAAACGAAGCCCUGAUGACCACACCAUCACGCUAAUUUACAUCUGGAGCUAAAAACCUGUAUUUACUCGUGAGCUUUUUUUAUUAGCUAAAGAUGAUUUAAAAUGGAUUUUGAAAUCCAUACUCUGUCUGUUUGAAUCAUCUUACGAUUUUGACUUUAAUCUCUGACCUUUGAAACAAGAAAAUAAUGUUUUUUUCCACCUUGGGCUGAUCCUGAUGGUUUCAGCAGAAGAGAUCAGGUGCUUCAGGUGUACUUCUGACUUGAGUACAUAGUACAUAUUUCAGUAAAUCUUUUCCUAAAUCAUUAUGGGAAACUUUUUACAGGUCUAUAAAACAAAUACUACUGGCAAACUUCAACCCUUUCAGUCUAAAGGAAUAGAAAAAAAACGUGACUUACGAGAGUAAAGAGUCCUGGACUUUAUUCUAAAUAAAGAGCAGUAACUCCAUGUAAACAUGUCGAUGUUCUAAAGAACAACUUGCUCAAAGAUGAGAAACACUCCAAAUGUUGAACUGCUCGUGAAAACACGUCUGGGAUGAUGUUAGACUAUUUUUUUUUAUAGUUUGUGAAGUGUUUUUAUUCUUGAACUUUAGCCUCAGUGUUCAUGUGUGGGGGGUGGUGGGGGUUUGAAAUAAAAAUAUGUACACUUUCUUCUCUGAUUUCCUGUCUUAUCUAAUUUUGUACGCUCAAUAAAGUUUUACAUUUAAA